AUGGAGGCCCCGGCCCCACGCACACCCCCCCUCGACCCCUCGAAGUGCCACUCCACAGUCGAGACCAUGCGCUGCUCCCGCUGCGCCAUGAGCGCCGAGACCGUCUCUCAGAACGGCCGCGACGUAUCUGCCGACGAUGCCCGCGCCGGUGGCAUGGUCAAGUUCGGGCAUAACCUGUACUACUGCGAUCGCUGCGCCAAGAUCUUGCACGGCAGCAGCGGGAAGGUCAGAGCAUCGCUCCUGCCACACCAAAGAGAACAGCAGAAUACUCGAAGCCCACAACGGCAGGAACGUUGGAGCAUCAUACCUGCCACCUCGAUAUGCACAACGGCAGGAACGUUGGAGCAUCAUACCUGCCACCUCGAUAUGCACAACGGCAGGAACGUUGGAGCAUCAUACCUGCCACCUCGAUAUGCACAACGGCAGGAACGUUGGAGCAUCAUACCUGCCACCUCGAUAUGCACAACGAUGCACAACGGCAGGAACGUUGGAGCAUCAUACCUGCCACCUCGAUAUGCACAACGGCAGGAACGUUAA
Messenger RNA from Pseudogymnoascus destructans, 537 nucleotides. RefSeq lists its product as uncharacterized. Bases 1 to 537 code for a protein of 178 amino acids. The transcript has 2 exons. The record is from RefSeq and is a predicted model, not a curated record. Lineage: Eukaryota; Fungi; Ascomycota; Leotiomycetes; Thelebolales; Thelebolaceae.